Desarmillaria tabescens is the source of this 517-nucleotide messenger RNA. RefSeq lists its product as uncharacterized. NCBI's taxonomy places the organism in Eukaryota, Fungi, Basidiomycota, Agaricomycetes, Agaricales, Physalacriaceae. The transcript is spliced from 3 exons. The record is from RefSeq and is a predicted model, not a curated record. Bases 85 to 342 code for a protein of 85 amino acids.
GUCGCAGUUUCAGGAGCUUCUAUAUUUAAAUUCUCAGGGUCUGAAGCGCCCGAAUACGCACGGAAGGCGCCGAAGAAAUAUAGAAUGCACCAAAACAUACACUGGCUGUCGCUGAUUACAAGUAAGCUUGGUCUACAUAUCGUCAUACUCUUCAUUUCCGUGGCAUGCAUGUCAGAAGCAAUGAAGAUUGAAAUCUUUUAUAUAUAUAAUAAACGUGGCCACUUUCUUGGCCUAGGUUCUCGUGCUGGAAAAUGGGUUCAAGCUUCUGCCGUCGACCUUAGCAAGUAUGGUCUUUUUGUUCGGAGGCAUUUCAAGUCAUCAGGGGGAGUAUCACUAGCUUGAUCGGAGACUGAAGGUCAUCGUACCUGGAGUGAGAAGGUGAAAUGUCUCGACUGCUUCAUGAGUGAGGAAGAAGGAUAAACAUCCAGUCGUGAUGACAGUCGGUGCAAAGGACGUAAUUAUAAGAUGCCGGAGCUCAGGUCCGGCAUUCAAAACACAACACACAACACAAACUAAC